Molecule: messenger RNA, 1703 nt
Organism: Papaver somniferum (opium poppy)
Lineage: Eukaryota; Viridiplantae; Streptophyta; Magnoliopsida; Ranunculales; Papaveraceae
Product: endoglucanase 11-like
Exons: 4
Coding region: 42-1691 (549 amino acids)
Biological process (GO): carbohydrate metabolic process
Molecular function (GO): hydrolase activity, hydrolyzing O-glycosyl compounds
Source: RefSeq, a predicted model, not a curated record
CCAUAUUUUCCCUUCCCUUGUUGAACUGUUAAAAGUUGUUAAUGGUAGAGAAAACCCAAUGCAGCAGCUGUCUAAUAACUAGUUCAACAAAACCAUGGGUUUCUUUGGUUUUACUUCUUUCAUUCUCUUUUCUAUCCAAUGCAUUUGAUUACAAGGAUGCUUUGAAGAAGAGUGUUCUUUAUUUCGAGGCACAACGAUCCGGUCGAUUGCCGUAUAAUCAACGGGUACGCUGGAGAGGUAAUUCUGGACUUACUGAUGGAUUGGAACAAGGGGUUGAUUUAGUCGGAGGUUAUUAUGAUGCUGGUGAUAAUGUAAAGUUUGGUUUACCAAUGGCUUUCACUGUAACGAUGCUUUCAUGGAGCGUAAUCGAGUAUGGCGAACAAAUCGCUAACUCUGGUGAAUAUGAGCACGUACUCGAAGCGAUUAAGUGGGGAACAGAUUAUUUCAUCAAAGCUCAUACUUCCCCAAAUGUGUUUUGGGCUGAGGUUGGAGAUGGUGAUACCGAUCAUUACUGUUGGCAACGACCGGAAGACAUGACAACAUCUAGACAAGCUUAUAAAAUCGAUGAAAAUAACCCGGGAUCGGAUCUUGCUGGAGAGACUGCAGCGGCAUUGGCAGCAGCUUCUAUCGUGUUUAGGAAGUCUAACCCACAUUACUCUCACUUACUCUUACAUCAUGCUCAACAAUUGUUUGAGUUCGGAGAUAAGUAUAGAGGAGCAUAUGAUAGAAGUUUAGAGGUGGUGAAAAGAUAUUAUCCAUCAGUGAGUAGUUAUAAAGAUGAAUUGUUAUGGGGAGCUUUGUGGUUGUACAAAGCCACCGAUAAUUCGAAUUAUUUCAAGUACAUUAUCAAUAAUUCUCAUGAAUUUGGUGGCACUGGAUGGGCUAUUACUGAAUUCAGCUGGGAUGUUAAGUAUGCUGGUAUUCAAAUUCUUGCUUCCAAGAUAAACUUCAAACCUUUAAUUUUCUCACUAAAUUUUCGAUCUCUUAGUGUCUUUUCUUUUACAAUAAAAUUAACAACUUUUUGUUUACAGUUGUUAAUGGAUGGGAAUCAUGAAGAUUAUACUCAGAAAAUUCUUGAGCAAUAUCGUUCCAAAGCCGAGCAUUAUCUAUGCUCGUGUCUUGGCAGAAACAAUAAUAGCAACGUGGAGCUAACACCGGGGGGGCUUUUAUUUAUCCGAAAAUGGAACAAUAUGCAAUAUGUAUCUACUUCGGCUUUCCUUCUAACGGUAUACUCUGAUUAUCUUAAAAGAGCAAAUCAAAAGCUUAACUGCAACGGAGAAAUGGUAAAACACCAAGAAUUAUUGACACUAGCAAAAUCUCAAGUCGAUUACAUUUUGGGUGCUAAUCCAAUGGGUAUAAGUUACUUGGUGGGUUUUGGAUACAAAUACCCUAAAAGGGUGCACCAUAGAGGUGCAUCCAUUGUUGCAUACAAGAGAAGCAAAGGGUUCAUUGGUUGUACACAAGGGUAUGACCAGUGGUACAGUAGAAAUAAACCGAACCCGAACGAAGUAACUGGCGCUCUAGUUGGUGGACCAGAUAUCCACGACAAUUUCAACGAUCAUCGUGGAAAUUACGCACAAACUGAAGCAUGUACGUAUAAUACUGCCCCGUUGGUUGGAAUUUUCGCAAAACUACACCAGCUAGAGGAGGGCAAAAAUACAUCUCAAUUUUCAUCUUUUGCUUCUUCUUAAGAAUUCCUUGAC